Pseudo-nitzschia multistriata is the source of this 1209-nucleotide messenger RNA. The record is from the annotation of a GenBank genome assembly. Lineage: Eukaryota; Bacillariophyta; Bacillariophyceae; Bacillariales; Bacillariaceae.
CUUUAUUUUCAUUGUUUCACAACACUGUUCCCACCAACGAACAUCCUGUUGCAAACCAAAAAAGGUCGAAAACUGAAAUCAGGCAAGAAACCGAGCUGGAAAAAGAGCAUUCAAACUGCAGGUAUAAUCAAAGUUGACGAGUUGGACAGAGAGCAAUAAACCAUGCCACCGGGAUUUAAGCGCUCACGGGCACUGUGGGAUGCGACAAGAGACGGGGGAUGGAGAGCCUGGGCGGCUGCUAUAUGUUAUGAACUGCAGCCCAUACGAUUGUCGAAGGCCAAUCGGAAACACGCUGUCGAGACGGUCGAAAGUCUUCUUCGAAAUUUGCUUUCCCUAGUUCUUGGUAUUCCCCCUGUGUCCAAAUCAAUUGUCUUGUUCGCCGCCAGUCGUAGCCCAAAGCAGUGGUUGUUUCUGGGCGCAGUUGUUUCCUAUUAUUACUUCAUUCGAUGGGUUCACGAGUAAGUGGUUGUUGGUGGCUUGAUCACCCAAGUUUCUAGAUUUUCUCGAUCCUAUCCCAAUCCUAUCGCGGAGAGUACCAACUGCAAUCAAUAUCUCAUGCUAAUCCAUUCGUGUUCCUCAUAUCAUCGUGGUUUCUUUUUCCUCUGUAGGACACUGGAUGCCGGUCCAGCGGUACUGAUCCUCACGGCACUGACCUUAAUAUUUACCAUCGGUUUGGGUGACGACGAAAACCAGGGUGGACUUUCCGCCUAUUCUGUCUUCAACAGAGGCUUCGAGAAAUUGAUGGGUUCGGUCGAUGCAGACAAUCUCCUGGCGCAGCACGUUGGUGGAGGAAUGAUGAUGAACAUGAACAUGAACAUGAACCAUCGUGGCGCCGAAGAUCAAGCGCCGCCCCGUCCUCCGAGGCACGAAGAACAGGAGCGCCGUCAGCCACUAGCGAACGAGGGCGAAGCAAAUGCCGAGGGUGAGAACGACGACGGCAACAACAACAACGGCAACAACAAUGAUAACAUCGGCAACAACAACCGCGCAAGGAAAUCGGGGAAGAAGGCGCGAAGGCGCGACCUCGACCAGAGAAGAGAGCUGAGACGGCAACGCGAGGCUGCGAUGCGGGUAGGUCUGAACGGAGGAGGCGACGAUCCCGUUGACGCAUUGGCAAUGCAAAGGAUUAUCGAGGAACAAAUAGCCGCAGAAAACAAUCACGGAUAAGAAAUUAGAUGUCUUCUACGCCUCUAACAUUUAAAGACUCCA